Molecule: messenger RNA, 1306 nt
Organism: Lotus japonicus
Lineage: Eukaryota; Viridiplantae; Streptophyta; Magnoliopsida; Fabales; Fabaceae
Product: BEACH domain-containing protein C2-like
Exons: 8
Coding region: 296-766 (156 amino acids)
Source: RefSeq, a predicted model, not a curated record
UCACCUCAUAUCGCGUUUCCAGAUCGCGUUUUUUCACUCUCCUCUACCUCACUUCACGUUGAACCUCUCUCAGCUUCUCUCUCAGAUCGCGAUUCCUUGACUCCUUCUCAGCGAUGGCGAACUCCAUGGCUUGAAGGUUUGUGAUUUGGAUCUGUUUGUUUUGGUUAGGAAUUAGGGCUCGAAUUUAUCUUGUUUUGGUAAAAUCGAGUGGUUUCCUGGGUUUGGUUUCUUCGAUUUCUUCCACUGUGCACACUCUGCUUCAGAUCCAAACAAGAUCAGUAAUUUUGAGUAUCUAAUGCAAUUCAAUACACUGGCUGAGCCUAGUUAUAAUGAUAUAGCGCAGUAUCCUGUUUUUCCCUGGAUUCUUUCUGAUUACAGUUCAGAGAGUUUGGAUCUUUCAAAUCCUUCUUCUUAUCGAGAUCUUUCAAAGCCUGUUGGUGCACUGAACCCAGAUCGUCUGAAAAAAUUUCAAGAGAGAUAUGCUAGCUUUGAUGAUCCAGUUAUCCCCAAAUUCCAUUAUGGAUCACACUACUCAAGUGCAGGAACAGUCUUAUAUUACCUUGUUAGAGUUGAACCUUUCACCACCCUUGCAAUCAAAUUACAAGGCGGAAAUUUUGAUCAUGCAGAUCGGAUGUUUUCUGAUAUUUCUGGUACUUGGAAUGGAGUUCUUGAGGAUAUGAGUGAUGUAAAGGAAUUGGUUCGUGAGCUAUUUUACCUCCCCGAAGUCCUCACUAAUGAAAAUUCAAUUGAUUUUGGUACAACGUAGUUGGGAGGAAAACUUGAUAUUGUAAGACUUCUAGCUUGGGCUGAGAAUCCAGUUGAUUUUGUGCACACGCAUAGGAUGGUUCUGGAGAGUGAGUAUGUAUCUGCUCAUUUACAUGAAUGGAUUGACCUCAUAUUUGGGUAGGUCUUUUUAAGACUUUUCAGUUUCUCGUCCUACUUUUGCUGUUUGCAGUAAAGUCGUGCACCUACUUCAAAGCUUCCUCUUGUUUAUUUUCACUUGUACACAAUAUUUUCAAGAGUGAUUCAUUGCCAUUAUGUUUAAUCUGUUUCAUUCUUUCCAUGUGUGUAAGGGAAAGCUUUAUACCUUUACCAGCUUAGGUUUUCAUAAUGUAAAUGAAAAUCUGAACUGGCAGUGUGUACCUGCAUUCAUAGAAUUUGCGUGUAGCUUAGCUGUGCAAAUUUUUAUUGUUUGAGUAUCUUGUGAACUUGCAUUCUUUUAAGUUUAUAUAUAUAUGAAGUUUUUGAAAGCUUUUCCAUACUGUUGGUCAUGCUGUUGCAGAUGACAUAACUGAAAGUUUAGAAU